Manis javanica (Malayan pangolin) is the source of this 2686-nucleotide messenger RNA. RefSeq names its product RAD52 homolog, DNA repair protein (gene RAD52). The record is from RefSeq and is a predicted model, not a curated record. Lineage: Eukaryota; Metazoa; Chordata; Mammalia; Pholidota; Manidae. Gene Ontology annotation, biological process: double-strand break repair via homologous recombination; double-strand break repair via single-strand annealing; DNA recombinase assembly. Gene Ontology annotation, cellular component: nucleus.
UCCCAGGGUACCUUGCACUUCCUUCCCAGCCUCCUCUGCGUGGCCCUCUCUAAACCCUCCCUGCGACGUUUAGCGCGCAGAGAUCCGUACGUGCACCGCGCGCUUCCCGAGGCGCAGGUCAGCCAGAAUGAACAUGUUUGCGACUGAGGAAACAAUUCUUGGAGGCCGUAACAGCCGGCCCUCAGCUGCUGGUGGCGACUCUGUGCUGUGCUUUGGACAGUACCAGUACACAGCAGAAGAGUACCAGGCCAUCCAGAGUGCUCUGAGGCAGAGGCUGGGCCCGGAAUACAUAAGUAGCCGCAUGGCUGGAGGAGGCCAGAAGGUGUGUUACAUUGAGGGUCACAGGGUAAUUAAUCUGGCCAAUGAGAUGUUUGGUUACAAUGGCUGGGCACACUCUGUCACACAGCAGAAUGUGGAUUUUGUUGACUUAAACAAUGGCAAGUUCUACGUGGGAGUCUGUGCAUUUGUGAGAGUCCAGUUAAAGGAUGGUUCCUACCAUGAAGAUGUGGGCUAUGGUGUGAGUGAGGGCCUCAGGUCAAAAGCCUUGUCUUUGGAGAAGGCCAGGAAGGAGGCAGUGACAGAUGGGCUGAAGCGAGCACUGAGAAGUUUUGGGAAUGCACUGGGAAAUUGUAUUCUGGACAAAGACUACCUGAGGUCACUGAGUAAGCUGCCACACCAGUUGCCGCUGGAAGUGGAUUUAACUAAAGCAAAGCGACAAGAUUUUGAACCAUCUGUGGAACGAGCGAGAUACAGCAGCUGCCAACAGAAUGUGACUUUGGGACCCCCAAAAGCACCAGAGGUGACCUCCCCUUGCAGACCAAGCCACUCGGAUGACCCCCACAUGGUGAUGCAGGGGGACAAGGACAACGGCUCCCGGUAUGGGGCCCCGUUGCCUCCCUCUCUGCUUCUUCCCACAUGCUCUGCGUACCUCCGUUUCUACCUGUGCGGCCAGCGGCUUGGUGUGCAUGCGCCCUCAAAAACCGCAUGUCGUUUUCCUGUUAACUGGAAGCUCACGCCCACCUUGUUGCUGUUCUGCCGCAGAAGUCUAGCCUCCGCGGUGCAGAGCUGCUCUACCUACCAGCGGAAACUCCGGCAGAAACAGCUGCAGCAGCAGUUUCGAGAGCAAAUGGAGCUACGGCAGCAAGUUCACCCGCCUGCGCCCUCAGCUGAGAAGGCGGCUCUGUCGGCGCCUGUGAAGCACGGCAUUCCCGUAGCUGCUGUUCCAGAACCGCUCCCGGUGGAAGACUUCCUUGCAGCCAAUCUUGAAAUGUGGAGUAUGGCUCAGGAUGCAGGGAACGUUGUUGCCAAGCCCUUGUCUAAACCAGAGCCACACCAGACCUCUGCCACACCAGUCCUGGAGAACCAGAUGGUCGCCCAGAACAGGAACCCACAGAGCCUUUGCCACCGGAAUCCACAAGCAAAACCUGGACCCUGGCACCUCCAAACUGAUGACGUUAACCAGGACCUAACAGGCAACUGUGAUUCCUAUAGGAAGAACCAGGACAUGAAGAAAAGGAAAGCAAACCAUGUUAAUUGAGGAUCAGGUCACACAUGGGACUAUCACAAAGGAAUGUUCAGAAAUGACUUUUUAGUCAUGAAAUUGUUUCUAGGGAAUAAGCCUUAUGUCCAAGGAUUUACCUUGCUUCAGUCUCAACUUCAACAGAAGAGCUGACAAUUGGAGCCUGCUGCACAGGAAGCUGAGCAGCUGGAAAGCAAGCACUUUUAAAAAGCUGGUCACACACUGCAGUGGGGAGGCUCUGGGGAACUUAGGUGCCUUCUCUUGGCUCUUGAGGGUCUUCACUAUUUAUUCUUAGGCUAUUAUAGUAAUAGAUAUUUUAGGGAUCACCAGUGGCUACUUGCCCUCAAGCAGUAGAAGCUGUACUACUGCUGAACAACAACAACUUGAACAACUGCCUCCAUUGCAUCACUGCGUGCUGCAUGUUAGGGCUCCACAUGAGCCCAGCCAUGUGAGCUCCGGGCAGCUAGCCAAGAACAAAUGCUGUGGUGGUUCACUGCUUUGCGUGAGUCCAGGUUGCAGUUGUCUUCUAUGAUAAUCUUGUUCAGAUUUACAAUGUCACUGUCUUGCAUUUUUUCUUGAUCAAGGAAGUAAUGAUCUAAGAUCAAGGAAAGGGCAUUUUAAGAAAGCAAAAUAAAUCCUCAAGCAGUGUUUCUAUUUCCUCACUUGAGAUGUGAAAUAUUACCCACCUCAACAUAAAUUGUUUUCUCAUAGUGUUUAGCUUUCUCAUAGCUGCUUUCCCCCCCCAAAUGAGUUUCCAUGUUAGUUUUUAAGGGAUGUUUUGGACCGCAUUUUUAUCUAAUCUUGAAGCAGUAGCUUUUGUCAAUUUUGGGGUCACAGACCCGUUUGUGGGAAGUCAUGAGCCUGAGGCAAGGAGUCCCGAAGCCUAGGAAGGCGGUGAGCAGCAGCUUAGCCCUGACUUCCCUUGUACGCCGCCUCUUGUUGCACAGACUCAACUAUGUAUUCAUCUUUUGAUUUUGAUAACCGUACCAUUUUCCUCAGAGAAACUAUUAUCUUCCUUCUCUGCAGCAUAAUCUUAGUUCAGGUCAGAAGUGCCACUGAAAAAUUUUGUGGCGUUAAGAAUCCAGUUAUAAAUUAUGCACAACUCAAAACCAAGCUAAGAUCAUGAAAAAGGAAUUUGCUGGAAAUAAAACCCACAGCUCAACAAAA